AUGAAGAGGCGGUGCGACUUGCUUGAGGUUCACAGCGUGGCGGCCCGACCGCACAAGCGAGGCGGCACCGAGACAACGCGGGAGCACCACUUUCCUCUCUACUCGCACCCUAUGUUUCGUGCCGCGCGGCACAACGCAAAUGCGGUGCAGGAUGCCGUUGCGGAACAAUCCGACCGCGUCGAUCCAGGCGCGCUCGACGCGGCUCUUGAGAACAUGGUGACACAGCUCGUGGAACAGCGGCUGAGUCGGCACGAGGCCGAAGGGGACACAUCUCCCACCCUUGCAAAGAAGAAUUUUAUCGUCACCGAGAGUGAACUGCUAGCGCUCCUCGCCGAAGCGACACACGCCACGCCACUGUCACCGCGCCCACAGCAACCGCCGUCGGCAUUUCCGCCCAGUAGACCAGAGGCGAUCGCGGCGCUCGCCGCUGCAGCCGCCGCGUCCUCGCCACCACCGCAGCAAGGGCCGUUCAUUCCGAAUCAGGGCUACCACACCACACACCCUCCUCUGCAGUCCAACGGUGACGCUGAGCGCCGCGCGGGGCCACCGCCGCGCACCCAGGCUUCACUCUUCAGCGGUGCAGCCUCGGCCUUAGGUGGCGACGAGCCGGACGAGCUCAACGUUGUGUCGGUCGGCGCCCUUCAGCAAGCUGCUCUAAGAAGUCUCGGGCACAUGGACGAACAAGCGGCGCCGCGUCUCCCGCCUCUGUCCGAAAGUGUGGCAUCGACGACUUCGGGUCCGACGACAAAGCAGCGGCAUCCUCCUACGAUGCCGCUCUACUCACUGCUCCCGUGCCUGGUGGCUUCACCAGGGCUGACGGCGGCGUCGGUGCUUCCGGCCAUCGUUUCUUCAUCCCUGAACCCGUCACCGUCUUCAGUGACGUUCCGUGAAAUGGACCGCUGCCCGGGUACCGGCACUGGCCUCGUCGCACAGCAGUCUGUGGACGCGCAGCAGCUUCACCAAGUCCCCGACGCCGUCUUCGCCGCCAUGGACGUGCUCAUGGACGGCAACAACUGCUGCAUGCGGCGGCGAAAGCGCCUGGUAGCGACGAACGGGAACAAGGCUGAAUCACUCUCGCUGAAUCCGAGGUGCCUUCCCGGAAGCGGAGGCGGCGCUUCAGGAGGCUCCUGCUUCGCCUUCGGAUGUGGCAGCAAGGGUGCGAGUCUCAACCGCAUGUACGUCCCUGUAGCGCAGAACACGCUGCCUGCCCCACCGCCGCCACGCACCGCCUCGGAGGCGAAGGCGCGCCGCAUCCUGGAGGGCCAGCGGCGCAAGCAGCGGCUGCACGAUCAGCAGCAGCAUCUUGUGUCCAACUCCUUUUCGCUGGCUGGCGGCGGUAACACCGCGCCGCUCAGCUCCUCCCUCGUCGAGUUUCGCAGCGACACUACCAGUCUACCAACAGAGCCUUUCAGAUGGCGUCACAUAGACCGGUCGGGCUCACGGACCCACAGCAGUGCACACCCGGCGCCGCUCCCCGCCGCCUCUUCUGUGAGCCGAAGCGCCGCUGUGGUGGUCGGGACCGCCUCGACUCUACCGCUUACCCAAGAGGCCUCACUGACCUUCACUCUUCGUGACAUUGCAGGUGAGCCCGUGUACAUGCAGGCCAUCAGCGCUGCGAACCGCUGUUGGCCCGCGUCUUUGAUCUGA
Messenger RNA from Leishmania major strain Friedlin, 1647 nucleotides. RefSeq lists its product as hypothetical. Lineage: Eukaryota; Euglenozoa; Kinetoplastea; Trypanosomatida; Trypanosomatidae. Bases 1 to 1647 code for a protein of 548 amino acids. The record is from RefSeq and is a predicted model, not a curated record. The transcript has a single exon.